CAUGGCAGCAGGGGGAAGGAGGGCGGCGAGCUAGAGAGUGAGAGAGUGAGUGAGAGGGAGAAACAGAGAGAGAGGCAGCCGCGGCUGACAGGGAAUACUGGUGCCAUUUUCACAUCGCGGGAAGGAUUCAUUCCUGCUCCGCUCGGCUCCGCUGUGGAAGAAGGGAACGAGGGAAGAAGGGAACGAGGAAGGAGGAAAAGAGGAGAAGGAAGGAGGCUGACAACUAUAAAACAGAACACCCCCACCCCCGACCCCCUCCCUCCCCCCGCCCCUCCUAUAGCUGGAGCCAUGCAGUCGUUCAGCAGAGAGAGGAGCGGUUUCCAUGGCAACCAGCCCUGCUACCAGCAGGAGCACCAUGAAUUAUCACGCCUGGAGAGCUACCGACAACACCCCCACCACGGACAGACCAGGCAGGUCUACGAGGCGCACGCGCUGGCCACCGCUACAGGGAUGCCCCCAGCGGGACCAGGGGCCGGACCUGGACCAGGAAGUGGACCCAUACCUGGACCUAAGGACUGUUACAGCCAGCAGGCAUACCCUGGAUACCCCCAGGGUAAUGGAGGCGGUGUGAGUGGUGGUGUGGGUGGUGGAGGAGGUUCCACGCCUCAUGAUAAGAAGGCUUACAGUGGGGGGAGCCAAGGACCUCCUCCCACUCCCCAGCAUAUGCAGGCGGGCGGCUACAGCAAUCACAUGGGCCCGGGGGGAUACCCGGCCCAGUAUAUGAGUGAGGGCCACCUCCAGCAGUCUAAGUGGGACGACCCAGCUCAGCUAGCUCAGUACGAGCAGGAGAUGGUAGGCAGGAUGGAGCCAGGUCCCCCUGGGUCUUCCCAGUAUCUGGACCAGAACAUGCUGGCUCACUCCCAGAGCCAGUGUCACCAGCCCCACCAAGCCUCUGCUCCGGUCUACACCAGCCCACACCACCAGCCCCAUCCCGCAAACCCAGGCCAGUCCCCGUUGAUGUACCCCCAGAGCCACCUCCACUACCCCCAACAUCCCCCGUCCCCCUCGCCAUCCUCCUCCUCCUACAUGGAGAAGUGCAGCCCAAUGCCCCACUGUUACAAGGGAUAUAGUAUGCCGCCCAGCUCCCAGUACACUAGGCAGAUGGGCAGCCACAGUGGUCUGAAGCAGGGGGGAUACCGCCCGCCACCCCAGAACAGUUACAGCUACCAACAGGCUCCCUCCAGGGGUGGCUACGAGCCCCAGCCCCCACUACAAGGCAUUCCCACUCCCCAGGAGACCCACCCCAAAUACCAACACUUCAGCCAGCCCCAGCAGAACUACUGUCUGUCCGAGCUGUCCGUCAGAUCCCCUGAGCAGUACUACCAGACAUGUAGUCCCGCCUCCAGCCACUCCCCUGCACGCUCUGUAGGCCGCUCGCCCUCCUACAGCUCCACCCCUUCCCCUUUGAUGACCAAUCCAGAGAGCUUCCAGUACAGCCAGCCACCAAUGACCCCAGGGGCGGCUUCUUCGUCCUCCUCUUCCUCAGCGGGUCUGCAGGACCAGGGCUUGCUGAUGCCGCCGCGCUCCCACCCGUCCUCGUCCCCCAACGUGGCCCACCCAACCCCGCAGCACAGCUACACACAGGGGGUUUCCAUGAAGGAGCGCUUCUCUGAGAAGCUGCUUGCCAACCCCAGCCUGUGGAGCCUGAAUGCCCUCACCUCUCAGGUGGAGAACAUCUCCAACAAUGUGCAGCAGCUGCUGCUCUCCGAGGCCAUGGUCGCCAACAAGAAGGGGGCCAAGCGCAGCAGCAUUGGGAGCAGUGGAGGCAGCUCCUCCAAGAAGGAAGAGGUUUAUAAAGGAGUGCCAGGAGGCCCCGAGGGUCAGCACGGUGGGGCUCCCAUGCAGGACCCCUACAGCAUCAACCAGCACCAGCUCGUCCCCAUGGAGAUGCAGGAGGGGGGGUACUCCAGUAGUUCUGACGAGCAGCUGGAGAGGGGGUACUACUACUGCGGCCAGGGUAGGAGCCCAGCUCAGGCCCCCAACAACACACACUUGGGCCUGGACACGGCCUCAUCCUGCUCCAUGACCUCUCCGGAUGACAUGUCCACCCGGUCUGGUGACUCUGUGUCCGGCCUGCAGAGCGUGGCUUCCAGGGACAACAUGACCCCUGACCCCAGGUCACAGGGGGGACACGAACCCCGACAAACCCCCAUGAAGAGCUUGGGGGAUGAGAGGUCCCCUGUGAGUGUGACGAUUCCCAGCCCCAUGAAGCAGGAGAGCCAGUCCCCUCCAGACAUCCAACGUCUUGGCUUGCCACUGAAGGAAAACUUUGAGGAGUUGGCCUGGACAGAGAAAAUAGCAGACUAUGAGGAUGAUGGCGUGAAAAAGACCUCCGACAGCGAGAGUGACCGCAGAGGCAGCGAUAAUGUCACAGAUACCUCUGAGAAGCGGGAGAAAUGGCCAGAGGACGAGAAAGGCCCAGCGCUGUAUAGCAAGAUCAACAAAGCAGUGACCGAGGGAAAGAGCUACUGCUACAACGAGAACAUGUACCACAAGAUACAAAACAAAUAUGACCGAGGCAAAGGGGACUCGGCAGAUAAGUCCCCAAGCCUCUCAGACUCCAGCCACAAGGGAGACCUGGGCCAGGAGAUGAAAUCGGAGGCCUUCAAAUCCGAAUCUCCCACUGACUCUGAGAGCUCAGUGAAGACAUCCCCCUAUAUUUCCAGGGGUGACCUUGACCAAGAUCAAUAUUUAACAGAGAAGGAAGACAGCUCGGAGAACACAUCCCCUACCCCACGGGGCGAGGUUUUGGACCAGAGGCUCUCCGCCUCAGAGAAGAGAGAGGGCAGAGAAGAAGAGGAGGAGGAUGAGGAGGGGGAGGAGGAGAGAAAGCAGAACUCCAUAUCUUCUCCUCUGUCUGCUGAGGAGAGAGAGGGAGAAGAGAGUGAGAGCCUGCCAUCAACUGAGAAGUACCUCAACGAGCCCACAGGAGAAGAGAAGGAGAAGCCUUCUAGAGAACUGUGCAGCAGAACAGAAGGCCAGAGCCUGGCUGAGCCUCAGCCUUACAGUAACACAGAGUCGGCAGAGACAGAAAGCCAAGCAGCACAACCAGAUGCAACAGCAGCAGCAGCAGAAUCCCCAGAAAGUGGGUCAGCCAUUUGUGACACUCCACCCCAGUCUCACUCAGCCAUGAUGGUUUUCUCAGCUCUCAGCGAGAUAGCAACACCUCCAGCUCCGUCUCACACCAGGGACCAUAUUGAUCACAGCGAUUCCAACGUGUUGGAGCCUGACUCCCCUCAGCUGCCGGGGAAGUCCAUACUGCACUCAGCGCCCUCCUGGGCCAACACCCCACCCUCGCCAAAGAAAGGUGAUGAGGACAUGGAGCCGGGCAUCAGCUGCCCAAGCGCUGUGACCCCCUCAGCCAAGCCAGAACCCGUGGCCCCAUCUGCACACCCGCAGGCUUUCGGCCGGAAGCACGGCCGAGGCAGGAGGAGACUGAUGCACUCAGGUGUGGAAUUCAGGAGACAGCUGAGUGUGGAGAGAGAGGGGGAGAGUGCCCCCUCGCCACUGCAGAAACCCUGCAUGCCCUCCAGCAAGAGUGCUCUGUUCUCCGAUCAGCUAGACAUGGCCGCUCACCAGGACAUAAUCACAACGAGCGAGACACCCAAACUGCUUGUUGAGGGCUCCCGCUCCAGAAUGUGCACUCGCUCAUUCAACGCGCAGGACACUCCUCCUAAGGAUCCCCAGCCCCCUGAAAGACGGAAACCAGGGCGGAAACCAGGUUCGAAACCAGGCCCAAAACCAGGCCCGAAGUCAGGGUUAAAACCAGGGCCUAAACCAGGACUAAAACCAGGGCCAAAACCAGGUUCAAAGCCAAGUCUAAAACCAGGACCAAAACCAGGUUUGAAACCCGAUUCGAAGCCCAGCCCAAAACCAGGUUUAAAACUGGGGCCUAAACCAGGCCCAAAAACAGUUCUAAAACCAGGGCCUAAACCGGGUCCAAAACCAGGACCAAAACCUGGUCCAAAACCAACUGAAGGAGCACCCCGUGGUCGUCCCAGGGGUACGGGAUCUAAGUCGAAGUUGGCAGAACAGGAAGGUCCCAUUCAACCCAUAACAGGGGGUCCAGGAAGAGGCCAGAAGAGCUUGAUUAUCAACAGUCAGCAAGGUGAUGGGAAACAGGAAGUGAAAGCUCCAGGCAAGGACGGAAAGAACAUGGUCCUGAGAUCCAGAAAGCCCCCCCAGGAUAAGCUUCCAAAGGAAAAAGAGAAGGUCCAAUCUGAGGGAAUCCUGACUCAAACCCUGACAGGUAUAACAAAGCCUAAUGCAGUGUUACAAAACGAGGGACGUAUGAGCAUAGAGCCAGCCAUCCCUGUCUUUCCUAACCAGACAGACACCAGUAUAACAGACACCAAUACCAGUGUAACAAACAUUAGUAUACCUGUUGCUCCACCUGAGAAACCUAAAGAACCGACUGUAGCUGUACCUCUUGAAACUGCACCUGUACCUCCACUCAAAAGAAAACCCAGUCCUCUGCCUCUAGAGCCUCCGGUGAAGAAAAAGCGAGGUCCAAAACCAAAACCAAAACCACAACAGCCCCAGCCUGAAACUCCCCAUUCUGACCAGGCCAAGCAGCCUCCAUUAGUCAAACCCAAGGAGAUGGGUGUCCGAGGGCCCAAGAGAAGGCUAAAGAGAGGAAGACACAUCAAGGCCUCUCUGAUCACUCUGCUGACCAAAGAUAACCCUCCUCCCACGAUGACUGACAGUGAUGUGGUUAGUGAAAUGCCCAGUGUCCCUUCUCAGUGUCCCACUAAAACCAAGUCUCCCCCGCGCAAAGGCAGGGGUCUGAAAUACGAGGCCAUGGUUCAGAAAAUAAACUCGGGCACCGGUUCGAAGAAACACCCGCCAACACCACAGCCCGAGAGCACAGAGGCGACAGUAGAUGAAGUGACGUCAAAGCCUGUGUCGCUGCCCGUCUCGGAGGAGAGCGAGGCCCCAGUGGCGGCGGUGAGCGCCCCUGAUGUGUCACGGGAGGAGUUAGCAAGGGACGUGGGGAGCUCCACAGGGGCCCAGAACACAGAACAGGCGAGAAGGGUGCAGCAGAACACCGGGGAGGGGGUGCAGCCGGAGCCACUCCCAUCAGGGGUGCCAGACGCUGCAGCGGCGAGCGGCGCCAACAAACCCACCAGGACCAAGAGGAGGAAAUGGGCCAUGGUUGAGAGCACGGACGCCACGGUGGUCGCCAUGGAGACGGGGAGCCUGAUCAUCAACACGCCGCGGCUGGCCAAGCAGAGGGCCAUCAAGAACAACCACGAGAUGCACCUGAAACAGAGGAGGAGGAAGAGGAAAGGAGAACAGCCUUCAGAGGGGCCUGUGGCUGACGAGGAGGUAGAGACAACAACAGCAGAACAGCAGACAGAGACACCCACUGACACAGCGGUAACAACAACGCCCGCUCUACCAGCCGGCCCAGGUGAGAUCACAGACAGCCCGCAGCUAAUCGCCACAGAAAUGAUCCAGCCGCCUCCCUCCAAACGAGGGAGGAAGCCCUCUUCAUCCCCCUCCAAAAAGAGAGGGAGAGCACCAGGUGAACAGCAGAGCAGCAAACCUCUGAGGGUUCACAAAAAACCUGGUCCUAAAAAGGGAAUCAAAGACGCCAUGGAGGUGAUUGAAGCGGUGGUAAAGGCUGCAGGGAGGGAGGCCAGACUCAAGAAGAAGAAAUGGGAAAAGGAAAGUCCUGCAGUGUCAGAGGAAAAGCAGCCAGAGCCCUCUCUCAAACAGGUACUGAGUAAGGCUCCUAAAAGCAGAAUCAAACACUCCUUCUGUCCAUAUGUGCGUAUGGACAGCUCCAGAGACUUCACCUCUCUCUGUACCAUCGUCAACAGGCGCGAUGAAGAGCUGAAGAUGGUGCUUCAGAAGCCCUGGAAAAAGAGCGCGGACAAAAUUAAAAACCCAGUCACAGUUGCCAAGGAGAUACCCAGCUCCUCAGCUAUGCUCCAGGGGCCCUUGGUUAACAAAACGUUAAUUGACAGGUGUCUAACGUGUUGCCUGUGUGGAAAGCCAGCAAAUUACCGUGAGCUGGGGGAUUUGUGUGGGCCCUACUUCCCAGAGGAUAGCAUCCCCCGCAAAAUCCUGUCAGCAAGACAUAUAGAAACCCCGAGGGAAAACCGAGAGAAAAUAAGCUCCAACAGUAGCACCAGGGAACCAAGCAGCAGCACCCCAACAAGCGGAGGAGACCCCGGCUUCAAAAAGGAAGUUAGUAAAAAGGUGGAUAUGGAGACAGUCACAGAGGAGGGCAGUAGUAGUAGUGGUGGGAGUCACCAUCAUCAGCCCCACCCCCACCACUGGCGCCCCAGGAGGGCAGAGAGGGCACCGGCGGAGGGCGGAAGCACGCACCGGCCCACCCUACGGGAUCGGUUCAGGAGGAUGCAGAAGCUCCAGGGGGAGAGGAGGGCUGCGGAGGCCACAGCUGGUGGUCAGGAAGGGGGCAAUGGAGGAGGAGGCCUCCUCCAGAGACUGCAGGGGGAGGCUGAGGCUAAGGAACACUGGGCCCAUGAGAACUGUGCUAUCUGGACCAAUGGGAUCAUCAUGGUGGCAGGGAGGCUGUACGGCCUGAAAGAGGCUGUUCACACCUCCACAGAAACGAGCUGUUCCAAGUGCCAGAGAGUGGGCGCGUCCAUCAGCUGCUGCUGGAAAGGCUGCCCUCACAAAUACCACUACAUCUGCGCCAAGGAGAUAGGCUGCAUGUUCCAAGACGACAACUUUUCACUGAAAUGUCCGAAACACGAGGCUUUGUAAAAUAGAGCACUACCCAGCCCCAGUGAGCAUCACCUAUGCAGUACGACAGACAGACAGACAGAUAGGACAUCCCUCCACCCAAACCUGAUGAUGAUGAGUCAUGAUGAGACGUCAUGACGGACAGACGCAUCAGCCAAUGGGGACGGCUGGGGAUCCUCUGAGGCACCACCGAUGGCAGCAAUACAGACACAAGACAGCAGGUCCCUCAGAGCAACCCCCGUAACUCCUGGCAACGGCACUGCUUUAUCUCAGCCACCCCUGAUAACCAGACAGAGAGACAGAGAGACAGAGAGAGGGACUGCAUUGUCUGUCUGACAGACAGUCUCCUUCACGGAGAGACGGACUGCGGUGUUUUGAGAGAGUCUUUCACAGCCCUGUCUGUCUGUGUCUGGAGUCUAGACACCUGGCAGCCAUGGUUACUUAGAGACCACCCCUCCAGAGAAAGAGGGGGAGAGAGAGGGGGAGAGACAGGGAGAUGUUUUAAAUUCAUGCUGCACUGUUCUGCCUCCGGAACGGUCGCUAUCAUUUUUGGACACCUGGUGGAUUGCGAUUGGCCAGAAUAGGCCCCCUCCGGCUAUGCUGUCCGAGUUCCAGGUCGCGGUGUGUGUAUGACAUCAACUGUGUGUGUGUGUGACAUGGACUGCGUGUGUGUGUGUGCUUGUACAAGGAAGGGAACGAGCGUGUUCCAAUUCAAGAUGUCAUGCGUCAAAAGAAGCCGCCCCUCCCCUGGAUGUAUCUCAAUGUGCGCUUAAGUGUUAUAAAAAUGUACAUUGCGUGUUUUAACAGAUUGUAAAUAUGAUUCUGAUAUUGACAGAAAGAAGAAAUGACGGUAUUAGAAUAUAACGCUCUUCUUCCGGUAUGUAUUUUGAUGUGCAUAUUACGGCUAUACGACACCAUUGAGUCAGCGUUGGUAUCUGUCCCGCUUUGUGUUCAAUUAAACAUUUUUAUAAAAAUAAAGGUUUCAAUAUUCACACUAGCGUACUACUUUAGAAUGCAUGCCUUAUACAUUGCUCCAUUCUAAGUGGGUAGUGUGCUAAUUUGGAUAUUG
This is a messenger RNA of Oncorhynchus masou masou (cherry salmon), 7786 nucleotides long. RefSeq names its product retinoic acid-induced protein 1. Gene Ontology annotation, biological process: regulation of transcription by RNA polymerase II; circadian regulation of gene expression. NCBI's taxonomy places the organism in Eukaryota, Metazoa, Chordata, Actinopteri, Salmoniformes, Salmonidae. Gene Ontology annotation, cellular component: nucleus. The record is from RefSeq and is a predicted model, not a curated record.